AUGAGCUUCAACUACGGUCCACCUCCACCAGGAAAGCGAGGAGAUAGCGAAAAUGGCCCGGCUGCCAAAAGAGCAAAAUACGCAUCUCCUCUACUAGAUCUCCCAACCCAUCUACCGAACCUGGUCUCCCCUCCUUCACAACCAUCAAUCGUGGAGAAGAAGGAACCUGAGAAACCAGCAGAAGAACCCAUCUUCAUCGAGGGUACGACCAUCAGCUUGCAGACAGAAGAAGACAUUGCCAAGUGGAUCGAGGAAAGAAAGAAAAAUUGGCCCACAAGGAAGAACGUGGAAGCUAAGCUCAAACAGCAGCUGGAGCGGAAGGAAGAAAAGCCAGAAAAGCCCAAGAAGCAGAACGUUUGCAGGUUCUUUGCCAAAAACAAGAAAUGCCGUUUCGGCAAUAAGUGCAAGAACCUUCAUGAGGCUGCCAACCUGCCUCUGUCCAACUCCAAGGUUCAGAUCAUCAACGGCAUCGAGGUUGCCGUGCCUCAAAGAUACAAGAAUGAACCUUCAAACAACAAAUCUUUCUACAAGAAACUUGUUCAAAGAGACCUUUACGAGCAUGAGAACAACAAGGUUCUCGACUUCCUCUUGUGGUUGGACCAACAGGGGAAGAUAGACCACGACGUGAACACCUAG
Candidozyma pseudohaemuli is the source of this 636-nucleotide messenger RNA. RefSeq lists its product as uncharacterized. The record is from RefSeq and is a predicted model, not a curated record. Gene Ontology annotation, molecular function: metal ion binding. The transcript has a single exon. NCBI's taxonomy places the organism in Eukaryota, Fungi, Ascomycota, Pichiomycetes, Serinales, Metschnikowiaceae. The coding region runs from base 1 to 636 and encodes 211 amino acids.